UGGUCUGCACGAGUUAGGUAGCGUAUAUAUAUCGGAAAACGUACUACACAUUAUUAUUGUUGUACGCCCUCGACGUGGUUGUGUUUACAUUGUAUUAAAUGUUAAUUACAAAAGUUGUUGGCUGUCAUCGAGUUGAGUGAUGUCGCGCGGAUCGUGUUCGCUACUACUCCCUCGAUUCGCCUUUAAUAAUCGUUCAAGCUGUCAGUGAUUCCCGAAAAUGCAUAAUAUGUGAUAAUCAGCAGUAAAAAAAAGGAGGCAUCGUCGAUUAGUAGAUUAAUAGAUGCGAAAUCUGCUUUUCAACAAUAUGUAGUCGAAUCAUUUAUAUUUGACAUAAACCAAGGUUGUUAUUAGUCAUUAAGGCAUAUACUAUUAUGUUGUAUGAAAUUCCAUUGCAUUAUUAAUAAGAACUACAAAGUAGCAUAAUGGCCAAAAAAGAAAGUUCUUCUUUGACAAGGGAGGACUUUGAGGCUGGUCCUACAAGUUGUGAUGAAAUAGAGCCAAAUUUAUUCUUAGGUAAUUUGACAGCUGCUACUGACAUAGAGUGGCUGAAGAAAACAAAAAUAACGCACAUUCUCACUGUGGAUUCAUGUCCAUUGCCAAGGAAAAUUCAAGAUGCAUUACCAGAUAUCAAGCUCAAAUUCAUGCAAAUGGCAGACAUGCCAAGGGAAGAUCUUCUUACUUCGUUUAAUGAUUCCAAUCAAUUUAUAGAGAGUGCUUUAGAGUCUGGUGGUAAAAUAUUGGUGCAUUGUUACUUUGGUGUAUCUCGUUCAGCCACUAUUGUCAUUGCCUUCAUUAUGAAAAAGUACAAUUUACCAUUUGAUAAUGCUUUUGAGACUGUUAAAAAAAAGAGACGCUUUGUCGGUCCAAAUCCUGGCUUCAUUGCUCAACUUCAGCUUUACGAAGAAAUGGGCUUUACAAUUGAUUGUACAAAUAUUCAGUUUAAAAUGUACAGGCUGCAGAUAGCAGCUGACAAGGUAAGAAAAGCUAGAAUCUUGCCACAAAGCUACAUUGAUCUUAUCAAACCAGAUCCUGCUUUAAACAAAACGCACCCAGAGCCUACUGUAUAUCGCUGUAAAAAGUGCCGUAGAGUUGUUGCUAAUGCCAGUAAUGUAUUACAUCAUAAGCCAAAAGAGAAGCAAGUUUGGCGUCACAUUAGUAAAAAGUAUGAUAAAACAGAAAAACCAGAAAAAACUGAGAAGAAAGUAGAGGAAACUCCAAAAAAAGAAGAUGAAGUUGAUAAAUCACAACCUUGCAAUCAAACAUAUUUUGUUGAACCAUUGGCAUGGAUGCCUGAUAUUUUACACAAAGUUGAUGGUAAAUUAAAUUGCCCAAAGUGUUCAUCAAAACUUGGCUCUUUCAGUUGGAUAUCAGGGUCUCAAUGUCCAUGUGGCAGCAAAAUUGCCCCAGCAUUUUAUCUUAUCCCAUCAAAAGUAGAUUGGAGCAAUGUUGUCCAAAAUGUCCUAUCAACAGUGUAGUUUUGUUAUAUGCACUUUGUUAUCAUUCCAAAUAUCUAGUUUAAGAAAAGUUUCAUUAGAAUAUUAUCAAAAUAUUUAAGCCACUUGUAAAUUACUACUGGACGGACAAACUACAUUCUAAAAUGUUUUGCAUAAAUUUAAGAUGAAAGAAUUUAAAAUGGCACUCGUUAAAAAUUUAAUCAAUUCUCUAAAGUAUUUUGGCAAAAAAAAAAGUUGCAAAAUUAUAUUCCAAUAUUACAGGCGCAAGCAGCCUAUGUUUAAACGGAUGAAAAAUGUUAUUACAAAAACUAUCAAACAGAGUAAUCUAAAAGAAAAGUAAUUUUUAAAUCGAGCACGUGUAUAGAACAAUAUGAGACUUUUACCAAGGCGGGUCUAAAUUAAAUUUAAGCAUGAUCCAUUACAAUUAUAGCAAUUAGCUAGCUAGAUUCAAGAAAAAAACUGACUGAAGUAGUAUUAACGCAUAGAAUAUUUCAGUUAUAAAUUUGGAAGAAACGAAAAAAAAAACCACUCGUGAACGUUGCAUAAAACGUAAAGCAACCAUCAUUUCUAAUUCAAUAAAACGUACAAUAUGCUGAUGUGCCAAAUUCGAUGCUGAAAAAAUAAUGAAGGUUUUACAGCCGAAAACAAAGUGAGACAGAAAAAUGACAAGUUCGAAUCAUAAUAUGUAAUAUAAAUAAAAAAAAAAAAAAAUUAUAACGUCUUCGCGACUACGCAGCAGAAAAAAAAACCAGUUUCAAUUAAGGACGAUCGUUGUUGAGAAAGGAAGUUUUUCUAUAUUGUUUUUUUUGUUACAAUACAUCUUUUCACAAAGUACAAUUAUUUUGCUAAUCUAUAUAUUAUAUAUUUCAAGUGAGAAUACUUGCGUUAAGUUAUUAACAAAUGGAUAUAUUAUUAAAAAAUAAAGUGAACCAUUACGAAAUCGUUA
This is a messenger RNA of Trichogramma pretiosum, 2400 nucleotides long. It is a transcript of the gene MKP-4, whose product is annotated as dual specificity protein phosphatase MPK-4-like. The record is from RefSeq and is a predicted model, not a curated record. The transcript has 3 exons. NCBI's taxonomy places the organism in Eukaryota, Metazoa, Arthropoda, Insecta, Hymenoptera, Trichogrammatidae. Gene Ontology annotation, biological process: protein dephosphorylation. Gene Ontology annotation, molecular function: protein tyrosine/serine/threonine phosphatase activity. Gene Ontology annotation, cellular component: nucleus. Bases 423 to 1475 code for a protein of 350 amino acids.